This is a messenger RNA of Gaeumannomyces tritici R3-111a-1, 1290 nucleotides long. RefSeq lists its product as hypothetical. Bases 1 to 1290 code for a protein of 429 amino acids. Lineage: Eukaryota; Fungi; Ascomycota; Sordariomycetes; Magnaporthales; Magnaporthaceae. The record is from RefSeq and is a predicted model, not a curated record. Gene Ontology annotation, cellular component: mitochondrion. Gene Ontology annotation, molecular function: (S)-2-hydroxyglutarate dehydrogenase activity; (S)-2-hydroxy-acid oxidase activity. The transcript is spliced from 2 exons.
AUGCUUUACAGAGAAGUGCCGCGUCGAUUGGCGGUGCCAGGUCGCCGCCCACCGCAGCUCCGGGCCUUUUCUUCCACAGGCAUCCGGCAGAUAGACUACACACAUGCAGUCAUCGGCGGCGGCGUCGUCGGCCUCGCCGUCGGCCGCUCCCUGGCCGCGCGCGCCGGCACCUCGACGCUGCUCCUGGAGCGGCACGGCGCCGUGGGCACCGAGACGUCGUCGCGCAACAGCGAGGUGAUCCACGCGGGGCUGUACUACGGCGCCGGCACGCUCAAGACGGCGCUGUGCGUGCGCGGGCGGGGCCUGCUGUACGACCUCUGCGCCGAGCGCGGGGUGCCGCACCGCCGGACGGGGAAAUGGGUGGUGGCGCAGACCCGGGGCCAGCUCGAGGCCCUGCAGCGCAUUCACGACCACUGCGCGCGCCUGGGGCGGGACGAGGGGCUGCAGGUGCCGCUCCGCUGGGUCGGGCGCGAUGAGGCGCGCCGCCGCGAGCCCGACGUGCGCGCCGACGCCGGCGUGCUCGAGAGCCCCGAGACGGGCAUCGUCGAUAGCCACGCGCUCAUGCUGGCGCUGCUGGGCGAGCUCGAGGGGACCGGGCGCGCCGACGUGGCGCUGCUGUCGUGCGUCGUGGGCGUCGAGCCGCUCGCGGGCGGCGCCGGGUGGGCGCUGCGGGUGCGGAGCAGCACUAGAAACCAAGAAGGGGAAGGGGAAGAGGAGGAGACGACGGUCACGGCCGAGACGGUCGUCAACGCUGCGGGCCACGGCGCCGUGGACCUGCACAACAUGGCGAUAGUGCACAGCAGCGAGCAGCAGCAGCAGCAGCAGCAGCCGCUGCGCGCGUUCUAUGCAAAGGGCAACUACUUCUCGUACGGCGCGGGCCGGCCGCGCGUCGGCACCCUCGUGUACCCGGCGCCCGAGCCCGGGGCCGGGGGGCUGGGCACGCACCUGACGCUCGACAUGGCCGGCCGCAUCCGCUUCGGCCCGGACGUCGAGUGGGUCUACUCGCCCGACGACCUGGCCGUCAAUCCGGCCCGUCUUCCUGACGCCGUGCGCGAGAUCAAAAAGUACCUCCUGGGCGUCGACGAGGCCGCCCUGGCGCCCGACUACGCCGGCGUCAGGCCAAAGCUGGGCCGCAAGGGCGCCGUCGCGUCCGGCAGCGGAUUCGUCGACUUUGUCGUCCGCAAGGAGGACGGCCUGCAGGGCUGGGUCAACCUGCUCGGCAUCGAGAGCCCGGGUCUGACGAGCUGCCUCGCCAUCGGCGAGAUGGUUGAGCAGCUACUGUACAAGUAA